Messenger RNA from Dufourea novaeangliae, 11302 nucleotides. RefSeq names its product transcription-associated protein 1 (gene Nipped-A). Gene Ontology annotation, biological process: DNA repair; regulation of DNA-templated transcription. Gene Ontology annotation, cellular component: nucleus; SAGA complex; NuA4 histone acetyltransferase complex. The record is from RefSeq and is a predicted model, not a curated record. NCBI's taxonomy places the organism in Eukaryota, Metazoa, Arthropoda, Insecta, Hymenoptera, Halictidae. Gene Ontology annotation, molecular function: protein binding; transcription coregulator activity.
CGCAGAUGAACACGUACCGUUCGUACGUGACCAUGCUGGCCGAUCCGGUCUCGAAGGACGAGUUGAAGCUGAAGGCCGCUCAAGAAUUGUCGGAGAAUUUUGAGGUCAUCAUGUGUUCUUCCCAGUAUCCGGCAUUUCUUGAUCACAUGAUGAAAAUAUUUUUAAAGAUUCUCCAAGAAGGCGAACCUCACUUCAUAUCGGAAUACAACAUACAGCAAGUUAGGAAAUUGAUCUUAGAAAUGAUACACAGAUUGCCGAGCAACGACCAUCUACGUCCGUACGUGAAACAGAUAUUGAGCCUUAUGUCGAAGCUGUUGGAGACCGACAACGAGGAGAACGUGUUGGUUUGUUUGAGGAUCAUCAUCGAGCUGCACAAACAGUACAAACCGACUUUUAACCCAGAGAUACAAUAUUUUCUACAAUUCGUGAAAUCAGUGUACAGUGAGUUACCAAAGAAUUUGCCAAAAAUAUUCGAGCCUCGUCCACCGUUGAGGGUGAAAGAUUUGUCGGAGAUAAACAUAGAGGCUCUUCUAAAAGAAACUUUCACUAUAACGGCGAUUCAAAGCGAGAAGAAAGCAGCGGAUGGCACUGUCAAACAAAUUUCUUCGCAGUAUAACCUCAUUCCCAAGGCAGUGCUGUCUCUCAAAGUGCUCCAAGAGCUACCGAUCAUCGUGGUGUUGAUGAACCAAUUGUACAAGCAAAACGUACACCAAGACGUCUCGGAUUUCAUUCCCCUAGUGAUAACGACGAUAACACUGCAACCGAGCCCUCAGCACAGAGCAUCGCCAGGAUUCAACAAGGAGGUCUUCGUCGACUUCAUGGGAGCUCAGAUCAAGACAUUAUCUUUCUUAGCGUACGUGAUCCGAAUUUAUCAGGACGUGGUGUCCCAGCACAGUUCCAUAUUGGUGAAAGGUAUCUUAGGUUUGUUCACAUUGUGCCCGAUGGAGGUGGCCCAUUUGCGAAAAGAAUUAGUAAUAGCGUCCAGGCAUAUACUGGCCACCGAUUUACGUAACAAAUUCAUACCGCACAUGGAGUGCUUCUUCGACGAGGACAUAUUCAUCGGCCGAGGAUGGACGACCCACGAGUCUCUUAGACCUUUAGCGUACUCGACCCUCGCGGAUCUGGUUCAUCAUGUCAGAUUACUGUUACCAUUGAGCGACGUUUCCAGAGCCGUGCAUCUGUACAGUAAAAAUUUGCUGGAUCAGAGUCUUCCAACGGCCGUCCAGAUGGUAUCUUGUAAACUGUUGAUGAACCUGGUGGACACCGUCAGGCAAAGAUCCGACGCGGAGAACAGUACCCAAGGCAGGGAGCUACUGAUGAGGAUUCUCCUAGUGUUCGUUUUGAAAUUCAAAACGAUCGCGAAGAUUUAUAUACCGAUUCUACGCAACAAGGCGAAGCAAAUGACUCCUCCUGGCUUGGACAUCAAAACCGAGGACGUCAAGCCGGUCAUCCCUGAUCUGAACGAGGACAAAGAGGCUGGGAAGUCCAAGUUCGGUUUUCCUUCUUCCCAAGCGAUGAGCUUCAACGUGGCCGACUACAGGAACCUGGUGAAGAGUUUAGUGCACGGUGCAAAGGCAAUUACCUCGAACUGCAUCAACUCUAAAACCGGCGAGGUGACACAGUCCAAUCAGUUUCAGUCGAAGGAGACGCUGGUGUACAUCAAGUUGGUGAAAUGGGCAUUGCCAGCGUUAGAUAUUUACACGAUCGGCCCUCCUACCAUCGGAGCCAUCGCACAGCCAGGAAGACCAGCCCAAUCUCAAACGAUUCGCACGAGGGAAGAGAAGGAAGUUCUGGAGCUGUUUGGUAACGUGUUCACGCAAAUGAAUCCUCAGACAUUCCAAGAAAUAUUCUCGACUUCCAUCGACUACAUGGUCGAGAGGAUUUUUAAGAAUUGUGCACUGCAAAUCAUUGGUAGCGCCUUUCUGUCCAGUCCGACGAUAUCGUCUACGUUUGCAACCAUAUUGGUUGAAUACCUACUGGAACGAAUGGGCGACAUGGGCUCGAACGUGGAAAGAAGCAAUUUGUAUUUGAGACUCUUUAAGCUGGUGUUUGGUAGCGUGUCCCUCUUUCCCGCUGAGAAUGAACACAUGUUGAGGCCACACCUGAAUCAGAUAGUCAAUCGGGCAAUAGAAUUGGCGAUGUCAGCGAAGGAACCGUACAACUAUUUUCUUCUGCUUCGUGCUCUGUUCAGAUCAAUCGGAGGCGGUUCUCACGAUCUCCUGUACCAAGAGUUCUUGCCACUGCUUCCGAAUAUGUUGGAAGGUUUGAAUAGACUGCAGUCCGGUCUACACAGGCAACACAUGAAAGAUCUGUUCGUUGAAUUGUGUCUCACGGUGCCGGUAAGGCUCAGUUCCCUCUUGCCUUACCUCCCAAUGCUGAUGGAUCCUCUUGUCUCAGCUCUGAACGGUAGCUACUGUUUAGUCAGUCAAGGAUUACGAACUUUGGAGCUCUGUGUGGACAAUCUUCAACCAGAUUUCCUUUACGAGCACAUACAACCAGUUCGAGCGGACCUGAUGCAAGCACUUUGGCGAACUUUGCACAAUCCAACCGACCAGGCUCACGUGGCUUUCCGAGUUCUGGGUAAGUUCGGUGGAGGAAACAGGAAGAUGAUGAUCGAGCCGCAAAAGCUAGAGUACAAUGAUCGCGAGACCAAUUCACCAGCUGUGGUCGUCUACUUUCAAGAACCCACUAAACCCAUCGAUUUCACGGUGGAGAAGGUUAUCGAGACCGCUUUCAACGCCCUGAAAUCGAACAACACCGACUCGUUUUACCGUAGACAGUGUUGGGAAGUGAUAAGUUGCUACCUUGCUGCUUCAUUGCGACUGGACGAUAAUAAUGCUGUGCUCUACAAACUGUUCAUGCAUCCAGCCUUCAAAGAGGGCAAGAUUCCUCACCAGCAAGGACCUCAUUACAAAUGUCCAGACUCGGUCGCGAGGAAUGUCCAGCAGACUGCUCUGACUGGACUGUUCGUCGCUGCGGAGAUCAAAGAAUUGAGACAUUCUGUGCUAGGUACUGUUGUAUCAAUUGUAAGACAUUACACGAUGGUGGCGAUAGCUCAGCAAUCUGGCCCAUUCUGUCUAACUGGAAGACAAGUACGCAUGCAGGGUCAGGAUCCCCUGGUUCUGAUCGAUGCUCUGGCAGUCAUCAUGGGCCACGAGGAAAAAGAACUUUACAAAUCUGGUCACCUAGCUUUAGUUCUCAUCUUGGAAACCGCGACCAAUAUUCUGGGCUCGAAAGAACGAGCCUGUCAGUUGCCUCUAAUGGAAUAUUUAGCAGAGAAGAUGUGCUCCCUCUGUUACGAACGUGCCUGGUACGCUAAACUGGGUGGCUGUAUAGCGAUCAAGUUCCUUUUCGAACGAAUGGCGACGAAGUGGGUCCUUAAUCAUCUGUUCGUGUUUCUGAAAGCUCUGAUGUUCGUGAUGAUGGAUCUUACCGAAGAAGUGUCCAACGGAGCCAUAGACAUGGCUAAGGCUAACUUGGAAAAGAUGCUGAGGGUAUGCGUGAAUCCUGGAAUACAGGACGGAAAUACUGAACUGAUAGAGGCGCAGAACAAAAGCUUGUAUGAAGUAACUCACGAGUUGGUCAGACAGGUUACGUCGCCUCAUACUUUGGUGCGAAAGCAAGCAAUGUCCUCCUUGCGAUUGCUUGCUGAAAUUCAGAAUAAAACUGUCACCGAAGUGAUGGAACCUCAUAAAGAGGUUCUGGCCGAUAUGAUACCGCCCAAGAAGCAUUUGCUCAGACAUCAACCCGCCAACGCUCAAAUCGGUCUUAUGGAUGGGAACACAUUCUGUACCACGCUGAAUCCUCGACUUUUCACCAUCGAUCUGACAGUGAUGGAACACAAAGUGUUCUUCCAGGAGCUGUUGGCGCUCAGCGAGGCGGAGGAUGCUAACUUGAAUAAACUACCCUGUUACAAAUCCGUCUCGAACCUCAUUCCUCUCCGAAAGUCAGCGUUAAAAGCCCUAGCAGCUUGUCAUUAUAUAGUAGCCUGCAGAGAAAAGAUUUUCGGUGUACUUUACAAAGCUCUGGAGAAACCGAACGCCGAGUUGCAAGAAGCAGCGUUCGAGUGCAUGCAGAAAUUCAUCGCCGGUUUCCAGAUCGACAUGGAGUCCGUUCACGUUAUCAUGCGACCGAUGCUGUUGACUUUAGGCGAUCAUCGUAACCUGAGUCUCAAUUGUGUAAAAAGACUUUCGUAUUUGACUCAACUGUUCCCUAGUACCUUCAGUAUUACCCUUUGCGAGCAAUUGUUGCAGCACUUGAAGAAGCUUUUGGAGAAUCUGAUACAGGCUCAUAAAGGUAUAUCCAAGUCAGGUGAGAACGAACAGAAGAUAGCAACCAUCAUAGGAAUUUUCCACGAGAUCCCUGCAGCUACGCCGAAGUUCAUCGAUGUUCUGUGCAGAUUGGUUCUACAGACAGAGAAGUCGCUGAUGGUUGAAGUAUCCAGCCCGUUUCGCAUACCUUUAAUGAAGUUUUUACUGCGAUACCCGACAGAAACCAUGAAUCUAUAUUCCGAUGUGUUGCACAACAGCACGGCAAGACUGAUAACGACGUUGUUAGCUCACUCUCAAACGAACUCGAACCUGACCCACACCGAAAAAAGCGAGCUUCAACAUCAAGCUAUUAAAAUCAUAGCUAUUCUGAUUAAGUUCGACGAACAGUGGUUGUCCACGCAGACUCAAUUAGUAGGGGCUCUGAAGCAAAUUUGGUGCAACGACGAAUACCAGGCGUUGCAUAAAAAGGUUGAAAGCGUGGACUAUUGCCAUUGGAAGGAACCGAAACUCAUAGUCAAGAUCCUGUUGCAUUAUUUUCGUCACCAUUCGAACGAUAUCGAUUUACUAUUCCAAUUAUUAAGAGCGACUUGUGACAGAUUUAUCCCUGAUUUUCAAUUCUUGAGGGACUUCCUGGAGCACACCGUGGCUCAGGAAUUCACGGUCGAAUGGAAACGUAGUGCUUUCUUCAGGUUCGUCGAUCACUUUCCCACGAACAACCUGUCCCAAGAACUGAAGGCCAAUGUUCUCCAAUUGAUCGUCAUUCCCUGCUUCGCUGUCAGUUUCGAAAGAGGGGAGGGUAUCAAAUUGGUCGGAGGCGCACCAAUGCCCUAUCAAGAUAAUCCAGAGAACGUUGUGUCCGUCUUCAUCAGCAAGAUCAUCGAUCCAGAUAAUCCAUUCGGGUCCGCUGACUGUGUUCGUAUAUCAUUGCUCCAGUUCUCAUGUCUGCUGGUCGAACAGGCCUCGCAGCAUAUCCACGAUGUCACGAACAAAAGGCAGGGCAACAAGCUACGAAGAUUGAUGACGUUCGCGUGGCCCUGCUUGCUUGGAAAGAACUGCGUUGAUCCCACGACUAGAUACCACGGUCACUUGCUUCUGAGUCACAUAAUCGCAAAGUUCGCCAUUCACAAAAGAAUUGUUCUUCAGGUUUUCCAUAGUCUAUUGAAAGCACACGCUUUGGACGCAAGGAACGUUGUGAGACAGGCUUUAGAAAUCCUGACUCCCGCGAUGCCAGUCAGAAUGGAGGAUGGCAACACGAUGCUAACACACUGGACCAAGAAAAUCAUCGUGGAGGAGGGACACUCGAUGCAGCAGCUGUUCCAUAUUCUUCAGUUGGUGGUCAGACACUAUAAAGUGUAUUAUCCAGUCAGACAUCAUUUAGUCCAGCAUAUAGUGAAUUCUAUUCAGAGGCUCGGAUUCAGUCCGACAGCAACGAUAGAGCAUAGAAGGCUCGCUGUCGAGUUGGCGGAAGUGAUAAUAAAGUGGGAGCUUCAUAGGAUCAAAGACGAGGCGGAAAGUGCUGAUUCUGGGGGAAAUAGAGGUGGUCAAGGAUCACUGAAGCGGCCGAUGAACGACGAUCCUACAGGGACCAAACGACUGACUACUCAGGCACCCACUGGGAAUACACCAAUUCCGGUGAUUCUGCCUAGAAUAGAACCAGGAUCCACGAAACCCAUCGAGAGAGCCCAUGCUGAUGCGAUCCUCAACUUUCUGCUGCGUUUGGCUUGUCAGGUGAACGAUGUUACAACUAUUCACGGUAAUCCAGGCGAACAACUCUCUCGACGUUGCGUAGCCUUGUUGAAAAUGGCUUUAAAACCUGACGUCUGGCCCCAGUCCUGUGAUCUGAAACUGGCCUGGCUGGAUAAAGUGUUGGCCAGCGUCGAUAGUGCUCAGCCAAUCUAUGGAAACAUCUGCACUGCUUUGGAAGUCCUCACGUUCUUGCUGGGAGUGAUGAAGAGGGAACAGAUACUCGCGAGUUUCAAAUCUUUGCAACGCGGGAUCGGUGCCUGUAUCGCUAGCAGUAACACGAAAGUCAUUCGGCUGGUUCACGGGUUGCUGUCCAGGUUGAUGACCAUUUUCCCUGCAGAACCGACUUCUUCCACUGUUGCUUCAAAGUACGAAGAAUUGGACACCUUGUACACUACCGUUGGUAAAUUUGUGGUGGAUGGUUUGGCGACUUACGAGAAGAACACAGCAGCUACUCCUAGUACAUUAUUCGGUACCUUGAUGAUGCUGAAGGCAGCUUGUACAAAUAAUCAGAGCUACAUCGAUCGAUUGAUAACUCCGUUCAUGAGAGUUCUCCAUAGAAUGGCCAAAGACCACCUACACUCGACUCAAGCAGAGGCCAAUCCAGUUGGUAGCGAGUUGCUGAUAUUGAGUUUGGACCUCGUGAAAAAUCGAGUGGUGGUGAUGGGCGUGGAGAUGAGAAAAUCGUUCAUAGGGUCGAUUCUGGUCGGAUUGAUCGAGAAAACGCAGGACAUUAAGGUGAUGAAGGCCAUCACGAAAAUGCUGGAGGAAUGGAUGAAGAACAAGAAUCCCAUCGCGAUGAAUCAAGCACCUAGUCUCCGGGAGAAGUCGAUUUUAUUGGUGAAAAUGAUGCAGUACGUGGAGAAACGAUUCCCCGAUGAUUUGGAACUCAACAGACAAUUCUUGGAACUGGUCAACUACAUAUACAGGGACGAAACACUGAAAUCCUCUGAGCUCACCUCUAAAUUGGAGCCAGCAUUCUUGUCAGGUUUACGUUGCGUUCAACCCCAAAUACGAGGAAAGUUCUUCGAGGUGUUCGACGGAUCGAUGAGAAGACGCCUUCACGAUAGACUAUUAUACAUAAUUUGCAGUCAAAGCUGGGACGCGAUCGGUCCCCAUUACUGGAUCAAACAGUGCAUCGAGUUGCUACUCGUCACAGCGAAUUCAAGCACCCAGAUUCAGUUGUCCAAUCAGGACACGUUGCUACCGAGCGUAACCUCUGUGAUCAACAUGACAGACAACGAGGAGCACAAGAAUUACAUAAUAUACAGUUCUGUGAACGAAGAGCCACAGGACAUUUCGGACGUGGUGGAGGUGAAGGAAGAAAUACUGGACAUGGACCUGUCCACUGUUGACUCGUCGACCGUUCCUGAAGAGAUGGCUACCACUGGCAAAGCAACCUUGACGCAGUUCAUCGCGAAGCAGGGUGAAUUCAUCGAGCACGCGAAGAAGAUACGAACGGAGCAAUUGUUACUGGCUGCGGCGCAACUUUGUCACAUGGACACGAACCUGGCGGAACGUGUCUGGCUGGACACUUUCCCAAGGAUCUGGAGUAUCUUGGACGAACAUCAGCAUAAUACUCUGAUAGCGGAAGUGGUACCUUUCAUUUGCAGUGGGACCCACGUUAUUCAGAAGGACUGUCAUCCAAGUGCAAUCGCCACGUUCGUCGAGGCAUUAUCGCACUGCAAUCCCUCGGUGCCCAUGAGGCCAGCUUUGAUGAAGUACCUGGGCAGAUCUCACAAUCUCUGGCACAGGAUGACGCUUAGUUUGGAACAGAUGGCUUUCGACAACGGGAACAAUCAGUUCAAGAUCAAACGGGAGUCAGACUGUUAUGACUUCGAACCCGAUAAUAGUCCUCAUGCUGAGAUUCUGGACUCUUUGUCGGACAUGUACUCGUUAUUGUGCGAGGAGGACAUGUGGUCUGGCCUGUGGCAGAAACACGCGCAUUAUAAGGAGACUCUACAGGCGACAGCGCUCGAGCAACAGGGUUUCUUCGAGCAAGCUCAAGGAGCGUAUGAUGUCGCGAUGACGAAGUUCAAACAGGAUUAUGUGUCGACACCGGCUCCGUUCAAAAUUCAACGGGAGGCUAUGCUCUGGGAACAGCAUUGGAUCAGGUGCGCGAAAGAAUUGAAUCAGUGGGAUUUGUUGUUGGAUUACGGUAGCAAGAAGGCGGAGAAGAAUCCGUUUCUGAUACUGGAGAGCUCUUGGAGAAUUCCCAAUUGGACGAUGAUGAAGGAGGCUCUUGCUCAGGUCGAACACAAUUGUCCGAAGGAGAUGGCUUGGAAGGUGAAUUUAUACCGUGGUUUCCUGGCGAUAUGCAACAGCGAGGAUCAACACCUGAACGCGGUGGAACGAUACGUGGAGCUUGCAUCCGGUCUGUGCAUGCGUGAAUGGCGCCGGCUGCCUCAUAUCGUCAGCCACGUGCAUCUGCCGUUGCUUCAAGCCGCCCAGCAGAUAAUGGAGUUGCAAGAAGCUAUGCAGAUCCAUCAGGGACUGUUGCACGGACGAAGCACGUCGUUGCACGACAUGAAGGCGAUCGUGAAAACCUGGAGGAAUCGUUUGCCGGUGAUAGCCGACGAUCUAAGCCACUGGUCGGACAUCUUCACGUGGCGUCAGCAUCAUUACACGUUCAUUUCGAGUCAUUACGAUUCUCAGCAAGACCAAACGACCAAUCACUCGAUGCUCGGCGUGCACGCAUCGGUUCAGGCGAUCAUUCACUUCGGCAAGAUAGCCAGGAAGCACAAUCUCUGCGGUGUGUGCUUGGAUUCGUUGUCGAGGAUCUACACGAUACCCAGCGUUCCUAUUGUCGACUGCUUCCAAAAAAUCAGACAGCAGGUGAAGUGUUACCUGCAAAUGGCUUCGGUCAGCGGAAAGAACGAAUUACAGGAGGGUCUGGAGGUAAUCGAGUCGACGAACCUUCGGUACUUCACAAAGGAAAUGACUGCAGAAUUCUAUGCGCUGAAAGGGAUGCUACUAUCGCAAAUCGGUCGAUCAGACGAUGCGAAUAAAGCGUUCUCAGCUGCUGUUCAGUUGCACGAUACUUUAGUGAAAGCCUGGGCUCUUUGGGGCGACUACUUGGAACACAUAUUCACGAGAGAUGCUCGUCAGAUAUCCAUUGGAAUCUCAGCGAUCACUUGUUUCCUGCACGCCUGUAGACAUCAAAAUGAGUCCAAGUCGAGAAAGUAUCUGGCCAAAGUCUUGUGGCUUCUCACCUACGACGAUGAUAAAUUCUCUCUGAUGGAGGCUGUGGAUAAAUACGCGGUAGGAGUUCCUCCGAUUCAAUGGCUACCUUGGAUACCUCAACUGUUGAUGUGCCUGGUCCGACACGAGGGCAACGUUAUCCUGAAUCUACUCAGUCAAGUUGGACGGGUCUUCCCGCAGGCGGUGUACUUCUCGAUCAGAACUCUCUAUCUGACACUGAAGAUCGAGCAGCGGGAGAGGUACAAAAGCGCGGAAUUGGCCGCUGGAAAGAAUCAGGAGGGAGUGGAGGGUCGUGGGACAGCGGGGAAUGUUCAACAACAGGGUGUACCGGAAACGGGACCAAUACGAGCCACGCCGCCGAUGUGGAGGUGCUCGAAGAUUAUGCACAUGCAAAGGGACAUUCAUCCUACUAUUCUGUCCAGCUUGGAAGGAAUUGUGGACCAGAUGGUAUGGUUCCGGGAAACGUGGUACGAGGAAGUUCUAAGGCAGCUGAGACAAGGCUUGGCAAAGUGUUACGCGAUAGCGUUCGAGAACCGUGGAGCUGUCAGCGAGGCCACCAUAACACCACACACAUUGAACUUCGUGAAGAAACUAGUCUCGACGUUCGGCAUAGGAAUAGAAAACAUAUCCUCAUCUCAAAACGUGAACAACACAUUUGGCUCAGCGGCUUCAGAAUCCUUGGCGCGCAGGGCACAGGCAACCGUCCAGGAUCCCGUUUUCCAGAAAAUGAAAGGUCAAUUCACUAGCGACUUCGACUUCACCGUGCCAGAGGCGAGGUUGCUGCACAAUUUGAUUAGCAAGCUGAAGAAGUGGAUCAAGAUUCUCGAAGGGAAGACGAAGCAGUUGCCAAAGUCCUUCCUGAUUGAAGAAAAAUGCCGGUUUCUCAGCAACUUCAGCCUAAAGACCGCGGAGGUAGAGCUGCCCGGUGAAUUCCUAUUACCCAAACAUUCACAUUACUACGUGAGGAUAGCAAGGUUCAUGCCAAGAGUUGAAGUUGUUCAACGACACAACACCGCAGCCAGGAGAUUACGGAUUCGCGGCCAUAACGGUCGUCUGUAUCCUUAUCUGGUGGUCAACGACGCUGGGCUAGGGGAUGCAAGACGCGAAGAACGUGUACUGCAGUUGCUAAGAAUGUUGAAUCACUACUUGGCCAAGCAGAAAGAGACCUCCAGGCGAUUCUUACACUUUACCGUACCGCGUGUCGUCGCUGUUUCGCCGCAGAUGCGACUAGUGGAAGACAAUCCUGCCUCGGUUUCGUUAUUGGACAUUUACAAACAAGGCUGUGCAAAACUAGGAAUAGAACACGAUGCACCUAUUGCUAGGUAUUACGAGAGAUUGGCAACGGUACAAGCCAGAGGGGCGCAAGCGAGUCAUCAGGUUUUAAGGGAUAUAUUGAAAGAGGUACAGACGACCAUGGUUGCCAGGACUAUGCUGAAAGACUGGGCAGUGAAGACAUUUCCCGGUGCCACCGAUUAUUGGACCUUUAGAAAAAUGUUCACAUUACAAUUAUCUUUGGCCUGCUUCGCGGAGUACGUGCUCCACCUGACGAGGCUAAACCCAGACAUGAUGUACGUGCAUCAAGAUUCCGGUCUGAUCAACAUCGCCUACUUCAAGUUCGAUGUCGACGACACAUCCGGCGAGCUGGACGCAAACAGGCCAGUUCCAUUCCGACUGACACCGAAUAUUCUUGAAUUCCUUACGAGUACAGGUGUCUCUGGGCCGCUGACUGCCAGCGCCAUUGCCACAGCGCGUUGUCUGGUGCAACCAUCCUUCAAAGUGCACACGAUUCUGCGGGCAAUCUUACGCGACGAGGUGAUUGCGGAUCAUAACAAAAAACAGGAAGACGCGGAGAACGCGUCCCAAACACCGACCGACAUGAAAGGCGAGCUUCUGAUAACAAUGGUCACCCGUGCGGUCACGGCCAUCAUCACCAGAUUAAACUCAUUGGCCAAUUUCGACGGAACCGACAGCAAGGUUAGCACACUGGUGGCCGCAGCCAAUAGCCACGACAAUCUGUGCAGAAUGGAUCCGUCUUGGCACCCAUGGCUGUAAAUUUGUCCUUCGAUAAGCCUAUACGUGCUUCCAUU